Messenger RNA from Amoebophrya sp. A120, 7337 nucleotides. The record is from the annotation of a GenBank genome assembly. Lineage: Eukaryota; Dinophyceae; Syndiniales; Amoebophryaceae.
CAACAAGUACUUACUUCACAGCUUUCUCCGUACAAUUUGGUCGCUUCUCUCCUCGUGCAACAUCGUAUGUCGAAUCUUCUUGUGACCGUGCAGAUAGGAACUUGUUUCCUGUGUAUGUUUUGAACGUGUUUUUGCAACAACGCACGAGGCAGCUACAGCGGAGCACCACGGCAGCGCGCAUGCGUCGAUCUUUGCGCACCUAAGAAAAUAAAUCCGCUUGUUGCGCCGGGCGGCCGCCACCUUCGCUAGUAGCGACACGCAACCGAUAAAUCCCAGCACGUUGGCACGAUGCAGCGCGGGGUGGAUCAUAAUGGGGCCGCGCUACGCGUACCAGAAACCGUGACGGAGGCGGCGGCAUGGGACCAGCCGGAGGUGGCCUGCGACCUUUUUCGGCGCGGGAACUACCCAGUAACGCCGUUGCCGGACGGCUCCACGGCCUUCCACUGGGCGUGCUGGUACAGCGGUCCCCGCUUUCUGGCCCUGAACCAGGAGGUCCGGCGGCAGAAGUGCGUCAGCUAUUUCGAGUUGCUCAGCCUGCUGUUGUAUCAAAUGCAAAAAUGUAUGGGUCUGGAAGAUUUUGAGAUUUGUCAUGCGUGUCUGGCAUGGCCGAAAAGUUUCCGAUGCGUGUCCAAGAAGAGACCCUUUUGUCUGUCAUGCAAAAACGCAGCCUGUCAUGCGAAAAACGCAACACAAAGAAGCGCGAAUAUUUUUCAUGCUUGCCUGUGCAUUACAGGGCAUUCACUACUCCCAACGCAGCAUUACAAGUUUCCAGACCCAGACAUUUUUGCUGUUGAUAUGUUACAAAAUUCCACGGUCGAGCAGGUGCGGCACGGGACCGCGGGGCUGCAGGAAACCUGCGCCCACUGGGCGGCGAAGAGCAAAAACGUGACCGCGCUACGCCUCCUGUACCGGCGAGACCCCGGGGUUUUUAUAUGAAUUGCAAAAGCAUCGUACUGGUAUAUACAAGUUCUCUCAGCAUGAAAAAUUUGUCAUGCUAUUUUACCUUGGAGAGGAAAUUUGUAAUGCGUAAUUGCAAUUAGUACGAGAGAUACUUUUGCACAGGAUAUUUCACCAUGCGCGACAAGGAGGGCAUGUCGGUGUUCUUGGUCGCGGCGCAGGAGGACGCCGUGGAACUUUUGGAGUACUUGUACCUGCAGACCGGUGCUUCGGUGGAGGAGCAGGACAACCUGGGCCGCACCGCCCUGCAGUACGCCUGUGCGCGCGGACACUGCAAAACGGUGACGUAUCUGCUGUCCCGGGCCGCCUCGGUGGCUCACCGCGACCACGAGGGCCUCACGGCGCUGCACUGGGCGGCGAGGAAGGACGCCACCGAGGUCUGGAUGGCGGCAAGGCCCGUGGUGGACUGGCUCCUGGCAGUCGGAUAUCCUAAGUGGAAAAACGUACCCAUCGCUUUCAGAGCUGGCUUUGUGCGCGUUUCGAUUCGAUGCAUGCCGAGAAGUAGUUCGUUAUGGUCUCACGUACGAGCGCCGGUUAUUUCUCGCCCAUGCACGCACGGUGGAUCGGUUUCUGAGGAAGUAGAUUUGUGGUGGUCAACAUGCCCGAACAAAAUCAGGAUAUCAAACCGGGUUUGUGAUGCGACUGCGCCAUCCGCGCACAACUCUGCAUAUAACAACGUGUCGAGCCUUGGCAUUCGGAAUAGAGUUUUUAAAAGUGAAUCUCUAGUUAUUUCAUAGCACAACCACUCCCGCCGCCGUUAGCUACGUAUACGUUGUCCUGGGUGCGUUUUUCCACCGAACAGCACAGGCCACUUUCUCAUCGACGAGCCCGACGGGUGCGGUGACACGCCGAUGCAGAUCGCGUACCGCAGUAGUAAUUGGUCCCUGUGCUGGAACUUUUUCGUCGCAAAAUGCUUUUACCGUGUCUGCGGCCACCCCCACAUCUUCCAGGACGACUUCGCGUGGCGCGUCGCCGCGGUGUUCUUCGUCAAUUUGGUGGUCGUUCUCGGGGUUAUACUGCCCAGUAGGAUCGCCGUGGCGGUCGGCACUACAACCGGGACAGCACACCUACCUCCGGAGAGCACAGGUGGAGCACCACCCUCGUCUUCCUCGCCUGGCGAUAUUGAAAACCCGGUGGGCAACGGAAGUGGAGCUUUCUUCACGAGUUAUAGUCUUUUCGAAGAUUCUUUUGGCAUCACCAACGUAGUGCUCUGGCUGGUUUACUACGCCCUCACGGUGAAACUCUGGCUGCUGUGCUGGCAAACGGACCCGGGGUGUCUCGCGCCCAACACCAUUCUGAGCCAGGCGCAGCGGAUUUUUGACCACGCCGAAACGUUUGACGCGGACCAGGUGAUCGGGUCCCAGAUGACCCACGUGGCCGCCUUUCGCAAGCGCAGGCCCGCGAGCAAGAAGCGGCGGCCAAACGCCACGCGGAACUGUCUCCGCGCCCUGCAGGACAGCAGUUGCGGUCUGGGGCCGUUGCAUGGAGGUAGUGCCAGUGGGUCUACUUCUACUGCGGGGGGUAUUACCAACGCGCGCGAGCAAAAGUUCUUUUACACACCGCUGAUCGACAGUAGCGGGGGCGAUAUAAUCGACGGCGCUGCUCAUCUUGCUGGAGUCGAUAAUCGUCCAACGGUGGAGCUACAACAAGGUGUAAACUCGACGUCGUCACCGACAGUACAACCAAGGAGGCUUAACAGCGAGAUUGCAAAGUAUCGCGAGGACCUGUACGCCCUGUACCCGACCGCCGCGACGAGCAUCUUCGUUGCAGACGAGAACGAGCUAUGCAAUACAAAUUUCCCGUACAUGGACAACAUGCACCACAAAUUUCACAAAUUUGGAGCGUAAAACUUGUCAUGCUAAACUAGAAUCGAAGCCAAGUCUUGUCAUGCAGAGACCGCACCUGUAGGUGUACGGAAAAUUUACUGUGGAUACGAGCGGCCCGACUUGAUCGAUUUGGAUCUGAUGGAAAUGGCGUCUACCACCGCGGCAAACGACACCCCAGGCAACGUUUCAUCGGCGAACAAUAGCAAGAAUAUAUCCUGUGCAAAAGCAAUAUGUGUAGGAAGUAACUUUUCCUAAUUGCAGAAGUCUUGCAUGACAGAUCUGCUACUUCACGACCUAACUCUGCAUGAGAAGUAUGAUUUUGCUUUGGAAUCCAUUUGUAUCAUGCAAGAAUUGUUGCACUAUUACAUAUGCUUUUGCAAUGCAUAGGACUCGGCACCGAUCGAUUCGAGUGAUCACACGGUGGCGAACAAGAAAACGCCUUCGAAGCGGCAGCAGAGCAUUCUGAUCGAGAGCGUGGAGCACCGGGUGACCUGCGACGUGCGCGGGACCGCGCCCAGCGCGGCGGCAUCGAGCAGCAAAAACUGGAGUAUCAAGCGAUUGAAGCAGCAGCAGCUGUACGAUCUGCUUCAUUUCUAUCCACAGUAAAUAAUUUCCUGUACACGUACAAAUGCGGUCUCUGCAUGACAAAGCUUGGUCUCUGCAUACAAAUGCGGUCUCUGCAUUACUAUAAUACCUAACCUUCAUUGAUAUUUACUUUCUUCCUAGGGGUUCUUAGUACGCGACCACUACGCAGGUUAAGUACACUAUUUCCAUCCUGGUUCUCGAAUUUGUUACAGCUCGGCCAAAAUUUGUCAUGCAAUUCCUCGGUUUGGUCAUGAACUACUCCGGUCUCGUGGCACUAUUUAUCUUUGACGUCGUGUUUGUCAUGCUGGACACACCAACCUCGUGGCUCAUCGGGCCAUUUGCAUGUUGGUCUGGAUUUGGAUGUUGGCGCCACGAUCGCAACCCCAUUUCCCAAACCAAUCAGUUCCUUCAUGCUAGAAAUUCGAGAUACCACCUCUAGGAUGGUUCUUUGGGUAGGUGGGACUGUGUCAUAGUUAGCUUCUUCACACCUUUUUAUUUUUUCGGUUCCCUCGGUGCUAAGGCACGACUGUUGCACAGUGCUAUUUCUACUCAGAUAACAACAGAACUCACGUCGCAGCCGUCCCAGGAGUUUCUGUUGCUGUCUCUCGGUAGAAAUCGCGCUGUUCAAUUUUUCUGCUUUAGAGUUUACCGGGUAGGUGGUUUAAAGUUUGUAGUUUCGAUUUACAAAAGGGACGCCCUGCCCUUAGUUUCCCAACAUGACAAAGCUUGGCUUCGCUCCUGGUUUAGCAUGACAAGUUUUACGCUCCAAAUUGGUAGAAUUUGUGAUGCAUCUUGUACAUGUACGGGAAAUUUGUAUUGCAUAACUUCCCGGACGAACGGCGACGGAAAAUCACCGUGGAUGAUGUCCUCGGUGCGUUGGAGGAUUUGUACGAGCUCGAGCGGGACCUGCACCAGUUCAACUUCCAGCGACAGCUUCUCUUGCCGAAGGACGUGUCCCACGUUUAUUUGCCCGCGCACGUGCGCCAGGAGCAGAGAACCCUGACGCAAGAAACGAACUACAGCGACAGUGAAAUUGCACAUACGGUCUUUGCGAAGGACCUGGAAACGCUGAACGACCGGAUUUUCGCGAUUUCGGCGGACGUGGGGAAGUUGCGUCGGCUGCUGUACCGAAGCGAAAAGCAGCUUUGUGUUCGGCUUCGGUAUUGUUAACAGGAACUUCUCAAUAAACAGAGACGGAAGUAGAGUUUGUCAUGUCUCAGCGCCAGCGCUCUUCGUGCACGUGCUGCAACGACGUAGGUACCUCGCUGCGGGAGCGCUUUGCGACCAGGAUUUUUGCUGAAGUUGUGCGUGUCUCCACUUCUAAAGUCAUCAUGCGCGACACCCUUACGGGUGCCCUGCGGCCACGCCCAGCCUUUCCGUUGCGGUAAGUCGUGCGCUACGCUCGAGAUGCCGUGCGCGACUUUGCUGCGUUAAGUAGUGCGCACGACUUAAGCAGUCGUUAGCGCAGAAGCAACCGCUAAACGUUCGCUAUAAGUAGUGCACCGACAUUUGUUAGGUAGCGCGCUUUUGUUAGGUAGUGCGCUUUUGUUAGGUAGUGCGCUUUUGUUAGGUAGUGCGCUUUUGUUAGGUAGUGCGCUUUUGUUAGAUAGUGCGCUGCUGCGCACUUUGUUAGGUAGUGCGACGUUUGUUAGGUAGUGCGCUGCUUAAGUCGUGCACUGCUGCGCUAAGUCGUGCGCUUGUGUGUCCACCUUUUUGAAGAAGCGCCAUCAUCUAGCAGUGGCAAAAAUGUUUUCCCCUCCACUGCAACCCCUGUUGCCGGACACAGCAGUCUUUUUCGUGUUGACAGCGUGCUCGAAUUGACGACGCCGGCGGGAGAUCAUGAAACCCGGAGUGGAAAAGAAAUAAGCAGUCUCAGCAGUGCGCCGGAAGAUGUUGUUCCCGCCACUACAACAGCCCGCGUAUCUUCGCCCGCCGCAGCGUUAAACGGCACACUGUACCUGCAGAAAGUGUUGUCGGGGAACUUUCAGAACCUGAACGUCACCUGUCGCUGCCUCCUGACGCAGAGAUCGAAGUUCUGGAAAGAGAAGUGCCGCGUCGUCGAACGGUUUGACCACCAUUGUCCCUGGGUCGACAACGCGAUCGGGCUCGGCAACCAGCGCAGUUUUUUUCUCUUCCUCCUGUCUGCGUUCACGCUGACAUUGUGGUGGUUUUCCUUGUUCUUCGAUUACCUGCUGACUGAAAUCGAAAACACCAGCGGCGACGUGGCGUUCUUCUUCGAAACCGGCGUUGUGGGAAAGAUCUGCUUACUCGCAAGCGCAGUGUGCAUAUGCAUUGCACAUAUAAUCCCUGGAUGUCUGGAAGAGUGCAAGAGCUUGUGACGGUGCCUCUGGAUUCUAAGACAAUCUGUAUUGCAUGAUCAGCAAGAGGAGUUCACUCGUUGCAGCGCGGAGAGGGCAUUUCUGAUGCGGGACAGGCAUGAUCAAAAAAUCUGUGAUGCUAGAGCAUACAUCACAGACAUGAUGGGUUAUGCCAAAUGUGCAUGACAGAUAUUGCGUUCUUCAAGACCCAGACAUGUUUGCAGUGCAUAGUGCAACCUGGGACUGCUGGGCUUCGUCGCAUUGCUGCUCGGGAGACACGUGGCGCUCAUGCUGGUAAAAAAUAUUACUGUGAUAUAAACUUAAACUUUUUUCAUCGUCUUGCUGCUGUGUCCUUUUGCUUGCGAUUCCACCCUGAUCGUGACUGCGGAUUUCUAGAUCAAUAUCGUAGAAUUUUUUGAAAAGUACGCAAUCUCCAAAAUGAAAGGCGGAUCUGACGGCUAUGGAGUUGUUCUCAACCGUUACCUUCUCAGGAGCUGUCACAUGAUCUGUCAUGCAGAAUCACUACCACCCUGACUCUCCACGCGAUCGAGCUGCUUCGCGUCACAAGAAGUUCUCGACGCGCCAAAAAAACAGCGUAGAUUCGACGACAAGAAACCUGUAAUGCAAGACGCGCAAACUCCCUCCUUUCGCAUUUGCUAUUCGUGCAUCACGCUUUCGUGCAACAGCUGACAGCGUCAAAACGGUUGACAACUCCAUACCGGCCUUCGAGUACCUGAAUCCGGAGCGGAACCCCCACGUGGUGCAGCGGUACAGUGGGUACGCAUUGCAAAAGUCUCGUGCUAGUGGUGAUUGUGAAUGAAUGUAGAAAAGGCAAGUUGUAAUGCUGAGCAAGGUCCAAAAGGACAUUUGUCAUGAUGCAAGAUUGAUGUAAUUACUACGAGGAGUACUCCUCCUGCUACUGUACGACUUUUGCCGUUGUACAGCGGAAACGUGAAGGGGAUGUGUUUUCUGUUUCAGGACUUGACCCCCUGUUUAUGACAGUGCACAACUUCCCCUCCCCCUCAUUUGUCAUGCAAAAUACCCAAUCCACCCUUUGCCUCUUGGCACUGUGUGCGUGACAAGUUCUGGCAGCUCAAAUAGCACUAUACUCCAGUGCAAAUCUGUCAUGCAAAGCCGGCACUCUUGCUGAUGCUUGUAUUGCCGUUCAUGUUAGACAAGUGAAGGGGAGGGGGAGUUGUGCACUGUCAUACUGUUCCGCCGUCUCCAGCGUUUACAACUACUGGACCUGCUCCCUUGACGGCGACGACCGCGUUUUUCGGCAGACGCAGAGCUCGGUCUCAGCCACCAUGCGCCCGGAGCAGAGCCUGCGGGUGUGAGAAUUACUAGAUAGAAAUGAUAACGCGACGGUCUCCUAGUAAAGUUGCAUGCUGCUACGGGUGGUGAACUAACAGCAAAUGAGAGUUCGCUGUGAACACGUGGCCGCACGACUGCUUUUUAAGUAGAUUGAUUGUCGGCUUAGUCCGCAGGAGAAAGAUUCUUGUCGUCCCACAACUACAUAGUUAUUCGCAAAAGUUUUUGCACCGUGCCCUCUUCUUGCCACUGCGCGUCCGCGCCGGGGCGAGGCAUAGAUACUGAGACCUAAUGUCCUUCUGCGCAGUCAAGUAAAACCGACAGCAAAGAAGCUCCUCCC